Molecule: messenger RNA, 1521 nt
Organism: Coregonus clupeaformis (lake whitefish)
Lineage: Eukaryota; Metazoa; Chordata; Actinopteri; Salmoniformes; Salmonidae
Product: general transcription factor II-I repeat domain-containing protein 2-like
Exons: 2
Coding region: 349-1464 (371 amino acids)
Source: RefSeq, a predicted model, not a curated record
UUCACUGACGGAGAGUUUGUUAAGAAAUGUAUGGAUGCUGUCGCGGAGGAGGUGUGUCCCGAGAAGAAAGAUGCAUUUAAUGCCGUAAGUCUGUCGGCGAGUACAAUCACCAGACGCGUUGAAGAAAUCGGGAGUAAUGUAUAUGCCCAGCUGCAGCAGAAGACGAAAGAAUUUGACUUUUUUUCAUUAGCACUGGAUGAGAGCACGGACGUGCAAGACACAGCGCAACUGCUCAUUUUUAUUCGUGGAGUUAGCGCAAACUUUGAGAUAUGAGAGGAGCUGGCAGCCCUCCAAAGUCUCAAAGGGACUACAACGGGAGAGGAUAUUUUUGACAAAGUGUGCCAAACCAUGGAGAAGUUGGACCUGGACUGGUCAAAGCUAGCUAGCAUCACGACUGACGGGGCUCCUAGCAUGGUGGGCGAAACUCGCGGUCUAAUAGGACGCAUGAACCGGGAGUUGGAAAAAAGGGGUCUCACCGCCCCGCUACGAGUCCACUGCCUAAUUCACCAGCAAGCACUGUGCUGCAAAGUGUUGACGUGGGAUUCUGUAAUGAAGGUUGUGGUGUCGUGCAUAAACUUCAUCAGAGCAAAGGGACUUAAACACAGGCAGUUCCAAGAAUUCCUGUCUGAACUGGAGUCUACGCACGGAGAUGUGCUGUACUACACAGAGGUCCGAUGGCUGAGCCGGGGCAGAGUUUUGAGGCGUUUUUACGAGCUGCUACCCGAAAUUAACGCAUUUCUUCAUUUAAAAGACAAAACGGUCCCAGAGCUGAUCGACCCAGAAUGGAAAUGGCACCUCGCAUUUUUAACAGACGUGACAGAAAUACUUAACAGCCUUAACUUGCAGCUACAAGGCGAGGGGAAACUCAUUUGCGACAUGUAUUCACACAUAAAAGCAUUUGAGGUGAAAUUAGCGCUGCUUUUGGAACAAGUGAAAAAGCGCAACUUCGUCCAUCUUCCUGCUACCCAAAACCUGUCGACAGAGAACCCAGCGGUCCCGUUCCCAGCUGAAAAGUGCGUGGAAGCACUGGAAAUGCUGAAGGCGGAGUUCGGUGUGCGAUUCAGUGAACUACAUGUUCAUGCAAAAGAAAUCCGUCUUUUUCAGAACCCCUUUGUUGCCGACAUUGAUGAAGCCCAGCCUUCAUAUCAGUUUGAGUUGGCUGAGUUACAGAACUGUGAUGUUCUGAAAGACGCAUUCAAGCCCAACAGUCUCAUUGACUUCUAUGCCGCCCUCCCAAACGACACAUAUCCAAACAUAAAAAAACACGCAAUGAAAAUGUCCACAGUUUUUGGCAGCACGUAUAUCUGCGAGAAAACCUUUUCUCGCAUGAAACUGCUGAAAACUCCGAUGAGAUCAAGAUUGACAGAUGAACAUUUGCAUCAGUGCUUGAGACUGGCUGUAACUAGAAUGGAACCUGAUAUUCAACUUCUCACCAGCCAGAUGCAGGCCCACAGUUCACACUGAUGAACAUACAUAGGGAAGUUGAUGAGAGAGAGCUGCAAACAGCGGUGUCUACAAGCC